CCUCCCUCUCUACCUCCCAUCCAUUCUUCCCUGCUCAACCUGGACAGGUACGGUACGGGUUUCUUGGUCCAAGUCCCCGUCCGGGUGCACGCAACGCCAUGUCUGCCCGGCUGAUGCGCCUGGUGCCCCUUGCCGGGCUCUUGGUGUGCCUGCUUCUGACCGUCUUCUACUUGUACCGGGGGUCGAUCGGAUCCCCGUCAGAGCCUGGCCUGAGGGCACCAAUUCAGCAAAAUAUCGAUGGUCUGGCACAUCUGUCCAACACUCACCACCAAGUUUCCUCAGCCUCGACCCCCGAUGGAAAAUACUUCCACAUCGACUUUGGCGAACACGAUGGCUUCAAUCCCAGCAUCAUCCCCCAUCCUGUCUGGGCAGACCGAUGGUACAUAACCGCCCAGCUCGCACGCAAUCGCUCGGAAACCGAAGCCCUUUCGGUGUGGAGCGCAGAGCUGGUCUGCAUUGCAGCCUUCGUCGACGAGGGGCGCACUCUCCGCUGCAUCGAGCCAGCCCUCAUCCUCCCCCUCGCCGCGACCGCCACGGACCCGACGCGCUGCGAUGGCGAGCUGGAGUUGAUGUCCGUGAGUCUCGGCCCGCACGACGCCCGGAUCUUCUACGGGCCCGACCGACCGUACGCGGUUUACGGCUCGAACUCGCAGCACACCUGCUUCGGCCAGUGGGCGGUCGACUUCCGCGUGCUGGUCGACUGGCCGGGGGAGGAACUCCUGCGCACCCCCGCGUAUCGACACCCCGUGGAGCUGCAACGGCCGCUGCUGCCGGGCUAUGCUCCGAUCGAGAAGAAUUGGUUCCUCUUCUGGGACGUGCACGGGAGCGCAUACGUGCAUUACGACCUCGUGCCCACGCGGGCCUUUUCCCAGUUGCUGAGCAUCGCCGACGGCUCGGUCGGACCCGACUUGGCCGUCCAUGCGGCCCCCGUCGACGGGCCCUGUUUGCAGCGAUACUUGCCUGCGCUGACAGACCCCCGCCAGGAGUCGAUCCAUCAAGCGACGAACUCCCUGGCCGUCACGUUAUGCGAGCGUGCCGAUCCCCGCUGCCAACCCGACGAGGAGAACACCUUCGUGUUCAUGGUCUUUCAGCAUAAGCAGUUCGUGAACUUCCACAGCGUGUAUGAGCCGUACGUGAUGCUCUUCCGCCAGCGCGAGCCGUUUGAGGUGUUUGGGGUUUCCACCCACCCGAUCUGGAUCCCUGGGCGCGAAGCGUCCCAUGCAACGGGGCAGCAGUCGGAGAUGUUGUACGUGACAUCUCUCACCUGGAAGCAGGCCGGUCAGAGGUACCAUGGAUUCAUUGAUGAUGUGGUGUUUCUGGCGUUCGGGCGAGAGGACGCGCAUUCCGGCGGUAUUGACGUGGUUGCGAGGGAUCUGCUCGAUGGACUGGGGUAUUGCGUGGGCUGAUUGACGGUCUGGUUUUUUUCUCUCUUUCUUUUU
Molecule: messenger RNA, 1439 nt
Organism: Aspergillus saccharolyticus JOP 1030-1
Lineage: Eukaryota; Fungi; Ascomycota; Eurotiomycetes; Eurotiales; Aspergillaceae
Exons: 1
Coding region: 99-1406 (435 amino acids)
Source: RefSeq, a predicted model, not a curated record